Molecule: messenger RNA, 2543 nt
Organism: Centruroides sculpturatus (bark scorpion)
Lineage: Eukaryota; Metazoa; Arthropoda; Arachnida; Scorpiones; Buthidae
Product: casein kinase I-like
Biological process (GO): peptidyl-serine phosphorylation; endocytosis; positive regulation of canonical Wnt signaling pathway
Cellular component (GO): plasma membrane; nucleus; cytoplasm
Molecular function (GO): ATP binding; protein serine/threonine kinase activity
Source: RefSeq, a predicted model, not a curated record
UGAAUGUUGAAUCGUGACGUCAUCUUAUUGCUGCAUUAAAAAUGUUUACGUGAGAAAGGCUAUCUCUGUAGGAAUGAAAACAACGCGAAAGAAACGGAUUUCGGCAAAUGAAUGAAAGAGGACCGUCCGAAAAAAAUGCAAAAACGAGAUGGAAAGGCUGAAGAGUUGCCGAGGAGAGUGAAUAAAUUAGCUAGUAAUGUAAGAAAUUACGAAAGACAACCCAGGCAACAUUGUUCCUCUUCUGGAGUAUUGAUGGUUGGACCCAAUUUUAAAGUAGGGAAAAAAAUCGGUUGCGGAAAUUUCGGAGAAUUAAGACUCGGAAAGAAUUUAUAUAAUAGNGUAGCAAUUAAAUUGGAACCCAUGAAAUCAAAAGCUCCUCAGUUACAUUUGGAAUAUAGGUUUUAUAAAUUAUUAGGCAAUCAUGAGGGUGUACCAAAAGUUUACUAUUUUGGACCUUGCGGAAAGUAUAAUGCACUUGUUAUGGAACUUUUGGGUCCAAGUUUAGAAGACUUGUUUGAUUUGUGUGAAAGAAAAUUUAGUUUAAAAACAGUAUUAAUGAUUGCAAUUCAAUUACUUCAUCGUAUAGAAUAUGUUCAUUCCAAACAUCUAAUAUAUAGAGAUGUGAAGCCUGAGAACUUUUUAAUCUGGAGACAGUCAUCAAAGCGACAUUGUAUCAUCUAUAUCAUUGAUUUUGGUUUGGCAAAAGAGUAUAUAGAUCCAGAAACAAAUAAACAUAUACCAUAUAGAGAACAUAAAAGUUUAACUGGUACUGCAAGAUAUAUGAGUAUUAAUACUCAUUUAGGAAAAGAACAAAGUAGAAGAGAUGAUUUAGAAGCUUUAGGUCAUAUGUUUAUGUACUUUUUGAGAGGAAGUUUACCUUGGCAAGGUCUUAAAGCUGAAACAUUAAAAGAAAGAUACCAAAAAAUUGGAGAUACCAAACGUGCUACUCCCAUUGAAGUCUUAUGUGAGGGAUAUCCUGAUGAAAUGGCAACUUAUCUUCAUUAUGUUAGAAAACUAGAUUUCUUUGAAACUCCUGAUUAUGACUAUUUAAGGAAGAUUUUCCAAGAUCUCUAUGAGAAAAAGGGUUUUAUUGAUGAUGGAGAAUUUGACUGGACAGGAAAACAACUGCAAGGAAAACAACUAAAAACUGCAUGCAUUGAACAGCCAAAGCAAACAGGAGUACAUUUACUUGGUGGCAACCUUACUCCUAUUGAUAGGCAUGGUUCAGUCCAAGUUGUAACAUCUACUAAUGGAGACUUACCAAAUGAAGAUCCUGUCACAGAUCAUUCAAACAAUCCAAUUACUACCCCUGUAGAAGUAGAAGUUAUCUCAGAAACAAAGUGUUGCUGUUUUUUUAAGAAAAAGAAAGAAGUUAGACAAAAAUAAUUUUAUAAACAAAUACAAAUUCCUUAAAAUCAUUUCUUUCUCUAUUCUUUUAUUUCCUUUUUAGAAAGAUUUUAAUUUCAUCUUAUUUUAACGGUCUCAUUGCGUGAAUCAUGCCGAUUUGCAUUGAAUGUUGUAUCUAAUACAUUAUUUUAUUUAUUUAUACAAAUGUUUGUAUAAUACAUUCAUAUCACGUAAAUUUAAAUAAUAUAAAGAAUUGUCAAGAUCUUAUGGGCUAUGUGAAAAUGCAAAGCAAGAAUGUGUUGUAAAUGUAAAUGUCAAAGAAAAUAUUUGUUACUGUUUUUGAAAAUUUUUUAUAAUUGUUAAAUAACAUUUUAAAGAGUGUAGGAUUUUAUGGAAAAGCCAAGAAAUAAUUAAUUUUAUACAAUUAAAAUAAGAACAUAUUUUGUACAUACCAAGUUAAGUUUCUCUCUCUCUAUUUUAUUAUUUAUGAAAUUCAUAAAAAGAAGAAAUUAUUUUAAUCUAAUUUCUUAUCAGAAUUAAUACAAAAAAAUAUAAUUUCAAUACUUGUAAAAAAAAUAUAUAUAUAUAAUGAAGAUUUUCCAUAAAAAAAUAUAUAUAUUCAUGACUUAUUAGCUGAAGUGCUUAAUAAUUUGCAGUAAUGAUUAUGCUUUAAAAAGUAAUUCAGAGAGUUUAACUUAACACAAAAUGUUAGGUAAAUUAUUGCUUAAACAAAACAUACAUUAAUGUAAUGACAUUUAAAAAUGUGAUCUUUAAUAUGUUACGUGCAUAUUUCUGCUUAAUUUAUUCGGAUUGCACUUAAAUCAAAUGCUUUGUUAUAAAAAUGUAUAUAAAAUUAAAUUAUAUGUUCUUGCAUUUUCCAAAAUGUAAUAGAAAAAUUACAAUUUGAUCUAUCAAGAAUCAUCUGAAAAGGUAUCCACAAUUCAUAAAGUUAUUGUUAUAAAAUUUUUCAUGAAAAAUAUAGACAAAAUUUAUAUGAAAUUAAUAUUGAAGCAUGGGAAUGUUGUUCUAGUUUCACUAAAAAAUAAAAAAAUUAAAAAUGCUUGACUGCCUUGAAACGACAAAGUUAAAAAUCAUCAUCCUCUAUAUCAGAUGUUAUACUAUUUAAUUUAUAUUUUUAUUUAUUAAAAUGUGAUUUUAAAAAUAUAAACAUUUUUUAUUCAAAGUAUUUAAUUAAU